AUGGAGACGGCUUCUACCCGUCGGACUAGCGUGGAGGAGAACUGCUGGCCUGAUGGAUGCGGAUAGCCUCUUGUUGUCGCUGGAGCUGGCGUCUGGCAGUGGGCAGGGCCUCAGCCCGGACCGUCGAGCCUCCCUGCUCACGUCCCUUCUGCUGGUUAAGCGCGAUUACCGCUUUACUCGGGUCCUUUUCUGGGGCCGCAUCCUCGGUCUUGUUGCGGAUUACUACAUCGCGCAGGGCCUGAGUGAGGACCAGCUCGCACCACGCAAGACGCUCUACAGCCUGAACUGCACAGAGUGGAGCCUCUUGCCCCCCGCCACAGAGGAGAUGGCUACGCAGACUGCUGUGGUGAGCGGCCGCUUCAUGGGGGAUCCCUCCCACGAGUAUGAACACACUGAGCUCCAGAAGGUGAACGAGGGUGAGAAGGUCUUCGAUGAAGAGGUGGUGGUCCAAAUCAAGGAAGAGACCCGCUUGGUGUCUAUUAUUGACCAGAUUGACAAAGCUGUAGCCAUCAUCCCCCGAGGUGCCCUCUUCAAGACCCCUUUCGGAGUCACCCACGUCAAUCGGACCUUUGAAGGCCUGCCCUUGUCUGAGAUCAAGAAGCUCAGCUCAUACUUCCACUUCAGGGAGGCUGUUGAUCUGAAGAACAAGACCUUGCUCGAGAAGGCAGACUUGGACCCCUCUCUGGAUUUCAUGGACUCCCUGGAGUAUGACAUCCCCAAAGGGUCUUGGAGCAUCCAGAUGGAGAGAGGCAACGCGCUGGUGGUGCUCCGCAGCCUGCUCUGGCCAGGCCUCACCUUCUACCAUGCUCCCCGCACCAAGAACUAUGGCUACAUUUACGUAGGCACGGGUGAGAAGAACAUGGACCUGCCCUUCAUGCUGUAGGAGGGCAGUCUGGAUAUCUAUGUGGAGUCCAAAGAGUUUUCAUAAAGCUCAACUCUGGCCUGUUC
Molecule: messenger RNA, 948 nt
Organism: Peromyscus californicus insignis
Lineage: Eukaryota; Metazoa; Chordata; Mammalia; Rodentia; Cricetidae
Gene: Rsph9
Product: radial spoke head component 9
Exons: 5
Coding region: 53-883 (276 amino acids)
Biological process (GO): axoneme assembly; motile cilium assembly; cilium movement involved in cell motility
Cellular component (GO): axoneme
Source: RefSeq, a predicted model, not a curated record